Macrosteles quadrilineatus (aster leafhopper) is the source of this 563-nucleotide messenger RNA. Its product is annotated as general odorant-binding protein 1-like. Lineage: Eukaryota; Metazoa; Arthropoda; Insecta; Hemiptera; Cicadellidae. The coding region runs from base 33 to 497 and encodes 154 amino acids. The record is from RefSeq and is a predicted model, not a curated record. Gene Ontology annotation, molecular function: odorant binding. Gene Ontology annotation, biological process: sensory perception of smell. The transcript has 7 exons.
AGUGUUUGACCACGUGAUCAGCUGUUCAGCUGAUGCAGAUCUGUCAGUCUUCCAGUCUUCCUACCUCCAUCAUGAACAAACUGUACAAGACGCUGAUAGUUCUAGCUGUUCUCUCAGGCGCCGCUUUGGGAGCGCUACCACGAGAGAAAAAGCUUUCCUUCCUAAAGGAAUGUGAGGAAGAACACAAGACUGGACUUAAUAUUGAAGAGAUACUGGACAAAUGGCUUAUUCCAGAGUCCAAAGAAGGCCAAUGUCUGAUGGAAUGUUUCGUCCUGAAAAAGGGAUUGAUCAACAAGAAUGCUGAGAUUGACCACAAGACAGCGACGCCACACUUCAUCGAGAGUUUUCCAGGGGAUCAGACCAGUGUUGACAAGGCUGAACAAGCUUUGGCUGAGUGCGAUAAGUUGGAUCUGAGUAAGAAGGAUCACUGCGAGAGGGCUGUUGCAGUAUUGAAAUGUUUUAGGGAGAAUGCUAAAAAGAUUGGGUUGAAGCACUGAAGCCUGGAAGUUUAACAACGGAUGCUGGGAAUGGCACAAUGAUUUUUAAUAAAAUUGCACACCGUA